AAUAUCUACGAGACCCUUCUGGACCGGCUGGAACAGAUCUGGGCGUAUUAUCUGUCUUUUCAAGCGGCGGCGGCGAAGGAGCUCAAGGCUCCGUUGUCGUCUGCGCCUUGCAGUCCGGCCCCCGGGCGGAGAAUCAUCAUCAUUCGCAGUGACAACCAACCAUCUCCAUCGAGUCUGUUUGCGUCAUUUGACCGGGUCACCACCCCGCCCUCGACGCUGAACGAUCGAUACCGAAGUCAUGGCAUUCUGAAGUUGGAUCCAAACGGGUUGCCGCCGGAGCCUCAGAAGAGGAGAUGGAAUAUCCUGAAGUCGAUGUUCGGUGGGCCCGCGAAUCCGAAGCCGGGCGAAGUCACGCCUCCUGACAGCAGUUCGGACGAGUCCGAACGGAAUUCGACGGAGACAUCUAACGGCGGCCGACGGUCGAAUGAGAGCAGCAGCCAGGGCACGGACGACAGCGACAGUGUCAAGCGACCUCCCACGCCGCACCAGCCCUUUUGCUUCCGGUUCUCACUCGAAUGGCUGGACCGGCCGCAGUGGCCCAGCAAGAACAAGCGGCUGUUUACGCCUUGUCUGCCCGUGGGGGCACAGUUGCACGUUCAACACCGUCGGUCGAUGGCCCUUUCUCAGACGGAGGGCGAGGAUGCGAACGACGACGACGCGGAGUCGGGGGACGAUUCCAAGGGCGGGGACACCUCUACGGCGGGGACUCAGGAAUCGUACGUGACGAGCAAAACGUCGGUGGAGGCCUCGUCCGAGACGGAAGUUCGCCGUCCGCUGCGCAACGAGCGGCUUGUGGCCAGCAAGUAUGCGGGUCGAGCACUUGCCGAAUGGGCACAAGUGGUGUCGGAGUGCGACAGCUUCUUCGAGCGGCGUCGUGAUGAGGGGGUGCCGAGUGACCGUCUGGUCGAGACGCCCACGUUGGGAGUUGACAGCUUCCGGAAGUGA
Molecule: messenger RNA, 945 nt
Organism: Rasamsonia emersonii CBS 393.64
Lineage: Eukaryota; Fungi; Ascomycota; Eurotiomycetes; Eurotiales; Trichocomaceae
Exons: 1
Source: RefSeq, a predicted model, not a curated record